Molecule: messenger RNA, 4083 nt
Organism: Microthlaspi erraticum
Lineage: Eukaryota; Viridiplantae; Streptophyta; Magnoliopsida; Brassicales; Brassicaceae
Source: the annotation of a GenBank genome assembly
AUGCAAGGCUCUUCACAUCAAGUGAUCCCUAUAUUCAAUGGGGAGAAGUAUGACUUCUGGAGUAUUAAGAUGGCAACCAUACUCCGAACCAGAAAACUAUGGUCGGUGGUUGUCGAAGGCGUACCGCCUGAACCGGUGCAAGGAGAAGAAACCCCUGCAUCACAAAGAGCAAAGACGCUUAGAGAAGAAGCGGUUACAAAUGAUACGUUGGCAUUGCAGAUUCUGCAAACUGCCGUAACGGAUCAAAUCUUCUCACGCAUUGCAGCAGCAUCAACGUCAAAGAAGGCGUGGGAUGCAUUGAAAGAUGAGUACGAAGGUUCUCCUCAAGUGAGAUUGGUUAAACUCCAAUCAUUACGUAGAGAAUACGAAAACCUAAAAAUGUAUGAUGGUGAUGACAUCAAAACAUUCACCGAUAAGUUAGUUGUUCUGGAAAACCAGUUAACGUAUCAUGGAGAAAAGAAAUCAAGUUCUCAACUCAUACAGAAGAUACUCAUCUCUCUCCCAGCCAAGUUCGAUAGCAUCGUUAGUGUUCUAGAGCAAACUCGCGAUCUAGAUUCACUAACAAUGUCAGAACUUAUUGGUAUAUUAAAGGCACAAGAAGCCAGAGUUGCUGCAAGAGAAGAAAGCACAAAUGAGGGAGCAUUUUAUGUUCGCUCCAAAGGAAGAGAAUCCGGUUUCAAAAAGGACAACACCAACAGCCGGGUCAAUCAAGGCAAGAAGUGGUGUGAGUUUUGCAAAAGAGGCAAUCACACAGAAGAAGAAUGUCGGUCCAAACCGAAGAAAAACGAUCAAAGCAAGAAUCAGAAAAGUAACGUGGAGUGUUACAAAUGUGGUAGGAUCGGCCACUACGCACACAAGUGUCGCUCUAAGAACAAAGAGAGAGCACAUGUAAGUAUCGAAGAAGAAGACUUGAAUGAAGAUCAUAUGUUGUUUAGUGCAAGUGAGGAAGAACCAACAACGUUAAGAGAAGACGUUUGGCUGGUGGACAGCGGCUGCACAAACCAUAUGACGAAAGAAGAGAGAUACUUCUCAAGUAUCAACAAAAGUGUCAAAGUGCCGAUAAGAGUCGGCAAUGGAGACAUAGUCAUGACUGUUGGUAAAGGAGAUAUUACCGUCAUGACAAACCAUGGCAAAAGAAUCAUCAAAAAUGUUUUCUUAGUGCCUGGUUUGGAGAAGAACCUAUUGAGUGUUCCUCAAAUCUUCUCAAGCGGCUAUCAAGUACGUUUUGAAGAUAAGAGAUGCAUCAUACAUGAUGCAAAUGGCAAGAAGAUCAUGGACAUUGGUAUGACGAACAAAAGCUUCAAGAUCAAGUUAAGUUCAGUCGAGGAAGAAGCCAUGACGGCAAAUGUUCAUAUGGAAGAAACAUGGCACAAGAGACUUGGCCAUGUAGGCAAGAGACGCUUACAAGAAAUGCAAGACAAAGAUCUGGUAAAAGGAUUACCAAGUUUCAAAGUCGAGAAGGAAGCAUGUAAGGCGUGUAAUCUUGGAAAGCAAUCACGCAAGAGCUUUCCAAAAGAAUCUCAAACUAAGACGAAAGAAAAGCUUGAGAUUGUGCAUACGGAUGUAUGUGGACCGAUGCAAAACCAAUCGAUCGAUGGAAGCCGCUACUAUGUGUUGUUUUUGGAUGACUAUACUCACAUGUGUUGGGUAUAUUUCCUAAAACAAAAGUCAGAGACUUUUUUAAAGUUUAAGAAGUUCAAGGCAAUGGUCGAGAAGCAAUCGGGAUGUGUGAUCAAAACAUUAAGAUCCGAUGGUGGUGGUGAAUUCACAUCUCACGAGUUCAACCGGUUCUGUGAAGAAGAAGGCAUCAAUAGGCAAGUCACGUUGCCUUACUCACCACAACAAAAUGGUGCUGCAGAACGCAAGAAUAGAUCCUUAGUGGAGAUGGCAAGAUCAAUGAUUGUUGAGCAAGACUUACCGCUCAAGUUAUGGGCAGAAGCGGUAUACACCUCAACAUACUUGCAAAACCGUUUACCAACAAAGGCGAUCGAAGAUGAUGUGACGCCAAUGGAGAAAUGGUGUGGGCACAAACCAAACGUGUCACACUUGAGACUAUUUGGAAGCAUAUGCUAUGUGCAUAUACCAGAUCAGAAAAGAAGAAAGCUAGACGCAAAGGCAAAGCGUGGUAUCUUGAUCGGUUAUAGCAAUCAAACCAAAGGUUAUAGAGUUUUUAUCUUGGAGGAUGAGAAGGUUGAAGUAUCAAGAGAUGUUAUCUUUGAAGAAGAUAAAAAGUGGGAUUGGGAGAAACAAGAAGUUAAGAAAAACUUUUUCUUACCCAUAAACGAAGCACAAGAGCCUAGAGAUCAAUCAAAUGAUCGGGGAACAAAUGGAGAAGGGGCAAGCAACAAUAUCAACGAUCAAGUAGAUCAAGUCAGUGAUGCUUUCAAUCAACUACAAAUCUCAGAAGAAGAAGGUCAAAACUCGGGUGCAGAAGGAGAUUCCUCAACGCCACCAAGAAAGUUCAAGUCUAUGAAAAGAAUCCUUGAAAAGGCGCCAAGAUUGGUGUAUGAAGAAGCGGAUCAAGUCAUAGAAGACUGUCUCCUCGCUCAUGAAGAACCACAAACUUAUGAUGAGGCUUGUGGAAAUGAAGAAUGGGAAGAAGCCAUGAAAGAGGAGAUAGAGAUGAUCGAGAAGAACAAAACGUGGAAACUAGUAGAUAAGCCAGAGAAGAAGAAUGUGAUAAGUGUGAAGUGGAUCUACAAGAUAAAGACAUAUGCAAACGGAAAUCACAUCAAGCACAAGGCAAGGCUAGUUGCGAGAGGUUUUUCUCAAGAAUAUGGAGUUGAUUACCUUGAGACAUUCGCCCCUGUCUCAAGACAUGAUACAAUCAGAGCAUUACUUGCUUAUGCGGCUCAAAUGGAGUGGAGAUUGUAUCAAAUGGAUGUAAAGUCGGCAUUUCUCAAUGGAGAGCUUGAAGAAGAAGUUUACAUCACACAACCGCCUGGGUUUGUGAUCGAAGGAAAAGAAGAAAAAGUAUUAAGGCUAUACAAAGCCUUAUAUGGUCUCAAACAAGCCCCACGAGCAUGGUAUGGAAGAAUAGAUUCUUAUUUCAUUCAAAAUGGUUUUGAAAGAAGUAUGAAUGAUGCGGCUUUGUACAUCAAGAAGAAAGGUGGAGACGUGUUGAUCGUGAGUCUAUACGUCGAUGAUAUCAUCAUCACCGGAAACAAUGUUCGUCUCAUCAACUCAUUCAAGGAGAACAUGAAAAAUGAGUUUGAGAUGACUGAUCUUGGUUUACUAAACUACUUUCUUGGUAUGGAAGUAAACCAAGAUGAUCGUGGCAUUUUUCUUUCACAAGAAAAGUAUGCAAACAAACUUAUUGAUAAGUUUGGGAUGAAAGAAAGCAAGAGUGUAAGUACACCACUUACACCACAAGGAAAAAGAGAAGAAGAUGGCAUAGAGUAUGGAGAUCCAACGAAGUAUAGGAGCAUUGUGGGAGGACUUCUGUACUUAUGUGCAUCAAGACCUGAUGUGAUGUAUGCAAGCUCCUAUCUAUCAAGAUACAUGUCAUCUCCGCACAUGAAGCACUAUCAAGAAGCAAAAAGAGUGUUACGGUACGUCAAGGGAACAUCAAGCUUUGGAGUGCUAUUCAAAAGUGCAAAGAUACCAAGACUCAUAGGCUACUCGGACAGCGAUUGGGGUGGUUCUAUUGAAGACAAGAAAAGCACCACAGGCUAUGUAUUUAGUCUUGGAUCAGCUAUGUUUUGUUGGCAAUCAUGCAAGCAACAAACAGUGGCACAAUCAACGGCGGAGGCAGAGUACAUCGCCGUAUGUGCAGCAACAAACCAAGCCAUUUGGUUACAAAGACUUUUUGAGGACUUUGGUUUAAAGUUCGAAGAAGGUAUUCCCAUAUUGUGUGACAACAAGUCGGCAAUAGCAAUUGGAAGGAAUCCUGUUCAACAUAGAAGAACGAAGCACAUAGAGAUCAAGUAUCAUUUCGUGAGAGAAGCCGAGCACAAAGGACUCAUUCAACUUGAGUAUUGCAAAGGAGAAGAUCAACUCGCGGACAUACUUACAAAGGCCUUAAGUGUUUCAAGGUUUGAAGAACUUAGGAAGAAGCUUGGAGUGAAGCCGAGAUAUGAUUAA